UUAACCGAGACGUGUCAAAAUCAAAACAAAAAAUCCUUAUCGCCGAAGGUCGCAAAGUGAAAAGUCUGUCGCGGAAAAUCAGAAUUUGUGCAAUCCGGUGCCCACCCUCCCCCGAAAACGUCCAUACGUCAAUCCGUUUCGAGUCCGUGCCACGACGACGAGUCGAAUACAGCAGUAGGUCAUCUGGUAAGAUCCGGCGGCAGCGCGAUGGAACCUCCGGCAUUUCAUCCGUGCGAUGAGGCUGUCAUUUCGACGAACGACGACGCCAGCAACUGCAAACGCUCGGCCGUCAAGCUCGGCUACUGGAAGGACGAUUUCCUGGGCUACUUCGUUCGCAGCCCGGACCGCAAGGCGCCGGAAAUAAACCGAGGCUACUACGCGCGGGUCAAGGGGAUCGAGAUGUGCAUCGAGAAAUUUUUCAAGAAAACAGGCGACAAAUGCCAAAUUAUAAAUCUUGGAUGCGGCUUCGAUACCUUAUACUGGAGACUACGUGAAUCGGGCCACAUGAUCACCAACUUCGUUGAGAUGGACUUCCCGACAGUUACUGCGAAAAAAUGUUAUAUGAUCAAACGAAAUAAAAUUUUGCUCGAAAAGAUACACGUCGAAGAUGGAGAAGUCCGCCUCAGUCCGACCGAUUUGCACUCAACCAAUUAUCACAUAGUCGGAGUCGAUUUGCGCAACAUCGACGAGGUGGCCAUCAAAUUACAGCAGUCCGAGGUGGACUUUAGCAUCCCGACAAUCUUCUUGGCCGAAUGUGUGCUGGUAUACAUCGAGCUGCCGAAUAGCAACAAUCUGCUGAAGUGGUUCGCUUCGAACUUCAAAUCGGCAGCUUUCGUCAACUACGAGCAGGUCAACAUGAACGACCGGUUCGGUGAAGUUAUGCUGAAUAACCUCAGACAGCGGGGUUGCAGUUUGGCAGGAGUGGAGGCUUGCGUAUCGCUGGAAACGCAAAUUUCUAGAUUCCAAAACUGCAACUGGCACGGAGCUCGAGCGUGGGAUAUGGUGCAAAUCUACCACAGUAUACCGGCGGCCGAACGUGCUCGAAUCGAACGCAUCGAAAUGCUAGACGAGGCCGAACUGUUGAUGCAACUGUUCCAACACUAUUGCAUCUCGGUGGCCUGGAUCGGCGAUUUAUUUCAAGAUAUCGAAAUCACUGUUGAGAAACGACUUUCAUCCUUGAAUAUUGACUAAUUCGAUCGAGAUGGCAUCUUUUGCUGUCACACUGUUCGUCGUACUGGCAGAUGUUGAACUUAUUAUUUAUUUCGUACAUGGCACUUUCUAGUUCAUUUUGUUUUCGUUGAUAGUGAUAGUCAAUAGGUUAAGAGAAAAAAUGCAAAAGUUACUUUUGUCGUGACUCAUAUGAGUUUUGUUUUUGAGUUGUCAGCUAAUAUAUUACCCAAUCCAGUCAUUGUCAAUCAAUUGCCAAAUAUAUUGUGUCCUUGACCCAUUAUACAGUUACACUACGAAACGGAAACGAACGUCUGCUUUCAAAGCUAUCGUGCAAAAUAUGAUCAAAAAAACAGUAUCUUUCAGAAUGUUCAACUCAAACCUAUUUAUCAAUGUAGUGUGAUGUUCUUGCAGAAACAAAUCAAACACAAUAUUUACGAUCAAAACUACAUUAACGAAGAAACAAACCAAACGAGUAGCAGUAUGUUAAACCAUAACCGAUAUAACAUACCAUUUAACUCCCAACAACUCUAAACGGAAAGUGUCUGACUGUAGGUAGAUUUAACAAAUUUUGUCGAUCGUAAUUCGUACUCGUCGGAGAUUUAGCAAAGUUAUAUGCACGGUUUGCCAUUGUUCAUCAUUCGAUCCCAUUAUUCUCGCACGAAAGAAAAACAUGCCAUUUAGCAAAUUUUGUAGGUAUUUCUUUGAGUUUUUACUUCACCCGAAAACAAAAUUACACAACAGAACGAACAGAGCAAGGAGUAUAGAAUGGAUAAAGAGUGUCUCUACAUUUCAGGUGUAUUGUUAAACCUAGACUUUCAGGUAGAACUUUGUUGCUGUAAUCGUAAGUCAUGGAAAAUAAAAUCGUGGAAAUACA
Molecule: messenger RNA, 2044 nt
Organism: Aedes albopictus (Asian tiger mosquito)
Lineage: Eukaryota; Metazoa; Arthropoda; Insecta; Diptera; Culicidae
Product: leucine carboxyl methyltransferase 1
Exons: 5
Coding region: 208-1191 (327 amino acids)
Biological process (GO): C-terminal protein methylation
Cellular component (GO): cytosol
Molecular function (GO): protein C-terminal leucine carboxyl O-methyltransferase activity
Source: RefSeq, a predicted model, not a curated record